CUUCAACACACACGGGUUGCCAAUAUCCAUGUUGGUGAUAAAUAAGUAAAGCGCACCAGCUAUUACUUCCUUAUUGACGUUUGUAAAGCAGAACAAAAACAAGACAAUUAACCCCGGACCUGACAUUUACAAACAUGAAGGAUGGUAAAGGUACAGUACCAAGCAAAGAAGAAGUCUGUGUGGACUAUUUGAACUACUAUGAAAGUGCCUGGCCCGGAGGUAAACAUCUAGUCUGCAAGGAGAGAAUCGUGACAGAAAAGGCGAAGCAGUUCCUGAGAUCCGAGUCCAACCCAGGAGAGAGGUUCACCGUUUUUGGUUUUUAUAAAAUUGCUGACGAGUGCGUCAAAGCGAGCAAUGGGGGGUGUCGGGAUGUGUUCAAAGGGCUGAUAAAAGCCACUGAAGUCCUAGAAUUGAUUUGUGUCAACCUGUUUCUGUUCCCUUGGAGAAGAGAGAUCAGAUCGCUUAAGACCUUUACCGGGCCCUUUGUGUACUUCAUUCAGCCUGUGCUGCCGCAAGACGUCAUCACCAAAGUCCUCGAGUGGAUAGGGUACAAGCCAGAAACGGAGACCGAAUACAGACUGAGCAAGGACAACGACUAUACAAGGGCCAAACAAAUCGGGUUCGAGCUGUUCCUGGCCAGGCAAGAAUGCGAGUGCAUGCUAGAAGCUAUGGCUCACAUGAAAGACUCUGAAUGCUUGGAAGUCCUUCAAAAAAGAUCUCCAGAGCUUGGUGGGUACACUGAGCGCUCUGAAAGUUUAAAAGACGGGUCACAGCAGAAGUUGGCCCUGCUUAUAGAAGAACAAGCACCAGUUGAAUCUGUUUUGCUUCCUAAAACUGCAUUAACACAAGGUGACGUGUCUUUUGAAACUGCGAAUGUUGUUAAGGAUUCAGAUAAAGUGCCACAGAACGCAGAGUUAACCUCACCUCUGCUUGUUUUAGACCAAGCCAAAACAGAUAGACCUACGGAGUUGAAAAGCACAGUUUCCACUUCUAUUAGUGAUAACAACUCCAUCACAGAUAUCUAUACUGCCUACCCUGAUCUUGCUAUUGGCCAGAAACCCAUCUUCAGAGAAGCUCAAAAGUUGAAGAUCUCUGCACAUGAGGGCUCAGAGAAUCCCAGAAAGCCUGACAUGGCCACAGAAGUAUCCCCAGCAGAGUUCAAUAGAAUUCACGAUCAGAGUGGGCCCCCACCCAUUACUAUCGUCUCUGAUUCUCAAUUUCAAUAUACUAACGAGAAAGAAGCAGGAGCAGACAGAGCUGCCAGCCCUACAUAUUUCAAAGACCCGAAAGGAUCAGGUUUGUUCCACACUUCUUAUAAAGAAGUUAAUGUCAAAGAGGUUUCUGAAAAGCAGUCAAACUUGGAUGAGUUCGCUUCAGUGCUUACCAACAUGAGGAUUAAGGAGCGUAAUGAGGAAGACCUGAAACAUCCCAUUGAAGAGACCUCCCAGCAUGAGAUGUGGUCCCGUGGCAGCAUGCAAAACAGUGCCUUCAGCGAACCUGCCUUCAUUAAUGUAAAGCAUCUUGGUUCACCCAAGAACCAGAUUCGACAGAUUGUUUGUAAUCCCUCCCCAGUUUUGAUAUGCCACGUGCCUGACUGCAGAAGCUGUGUGGAGUCAAACUCUAAUGGGAGGCAAACGUUCUCGAAUGCUGAUGGUCCUUCUCCAGUUUGCACUGCUAAGGCUCUGGGACACAUUACAGAACCACCUCAGUCUUUCUAUAUCCCACCCAAAAGCCUUGAAAACCAACACCCCAUCUCAGAGUCAGGUGACUGCAGUUCCAGCAACUUCUUUCAGUCUGAAUGCAACUACAGUGAGAACUGUCAUCCACCACCUGUUACCAGAGAGCCACAGCAACCAGACCAUGAUGACAGCUAUGUUUUCUUGUAAAAAAAUUUCAAAUGGUACACAACAGAAAUAAGCACCUUUUAGUAAGCAAUAUCUUUCUGACCAUAUAUUCAUGACAAAAUAUAUUUUACAUUUUUACCAAAGUCUAAUAACUGUGAAUGUUUAUUAACUGGCUAAUUUUCUGAAAAAGCAAUUCUGAACAUUUGGAAGAAUGCAAUAUUGGAAUGUAUUCCAAAUCAUACCAAUUUUGAACAUGGAGGCUUGUUCAAAUAUAUAAAUAUUUACACAUACAAGAAAACAUUGUAAUUUACAAAGAAUCAAAAGAACAU
Messenger RNA from Polyodon spathula (Mississippi paddlefish), 2173 nucleotides. RefSeq lists its product as uncharacterized. Gene Ontology annotation, cellular component: cytoplasm. The coding region runs from base 135 to 1886 and encodes 583 amino acids. The record is from RefSeq and is a predicted model, not a curated record. The transcript is spliced from 2 exons. Lineage: Eukaryota; Metazoa; Chordata; Actinopteri; Acipenseriformes; Polyodontidae.